AUGUCGAUCAAACGCGCCCUUUCCAAAGCAAUUAAAGGGCAUAUGGGAGGCGAGGAUGACUCCUCGGGCUCCAACAUUCGGACAGCUCUAUCCGCUAAAACCCGGACCUCAACCUCGCGGUCCGCGUCCCCCACUGCGUCCCCUCGGCGCAGCAUUCUAGGGAACUUCCUCCGCGAUAAGAAUGACUACGUAUCCUCCUCCGACGAUGUCUCUGAUGACUCUUCUACUGGUGCCUUGAGCAAGAACCAGCAGAAGCGGCUGGUGCGCCAACACAGGCGGAGCGAGCGCAGCCGGCUCAGCGAGGAGAUGUUCUCCGAGACCGACCACCGUCGCAAGGAAGAGGAGAUCACCAAAGCAGCGGCUGAGGAAACUGCAGAGAUGAAGGCCCGGUAUGGUCAGCUGCCUUUGAUGCAAUCGUCAGUGCGACCCCGGGAACUGCGGACUCGGAUUGACGACAUCACCCCUUCCAUGGAGGGACAGGAGGUGACCUUCACGGCACGACUCCAUGUAAUUCGCCGAAUGAGUGCCAAGCUCGUCUUCUUAGUCUUCCGUCAGCAACUGGGUACUUUCCAAGGUGUGCUGCACGAGAAACCGGGCGUCGCCUCCAUUGCGAUGAUACAGUGGGUCGAGCACCUCCGAGUGGGGUCGUUCGUGAAGGUCCGCGGUACCUUGCAGAAGCCCGAGGUCCCCGUUCUGGGCUGCACCAUCCAUGAUGUGGAAUUGGCAAUUGACUCCGUUCACCUUCAAGUUCACCGCGAGGAGCCUGUGCCCUUCAGUGUGUACGAAGCUGAGAUUCGGACCAAUGAGGAAGAGAAGGCCGAAGGUCGUCGCAACCAUAUUCCUGACCGGACUCGUUUGGCCAACCGAAUCCUCGAUCUGCGCACGGCGACCUCGCAAUCUAUCUUCCGUAUCCAGUCUGCCACCUGCAAUCUCUUCCGUGGCGCCCUCGAUGAUCGCGAAUUCAUCGAGAUUCACACCCCCAAGCUGCAAGGUGCCGCCACCGAGUCGGGAUCCAGUGUGUUCCAGGUCAACUACUUCGGUCGCCCUGCGUUCCUGGCCCAGUCUCCACAACUGGCCAAGCAGAUGGCCAUUGCUGCUGAUUUCAACCGCGUGUACGAAAUCGGUGCUGUCUUCCGUGCCGAAAACUCCAACACCCACCGCCACCUUACUGAGUACACUGGAUUGGAUCUUGAGAUGGCCAUCGAGGAGCACUACCAUGAGAUGCUCGAAACCCUUGAUGCAGUGAUCAAGAACAUCCUGCAGGGUAUCUACACCAAGCGCCGCCGUGAGGUCGAACUUGUCAAGCACCAGUUCCCCUCGGAGGAUCUUGUCUGGUUGGAGACCACCCCCAUCAUCCGCUUCACGGAUGGUAUUAAGAUGCUGAAUGAGUCUGGCUGGCUGAAUGAAGAGGGUGAACAACUCCCUCUCGACGAAGACUUGGGUACUCGGGAUGAGAUUCGUCUUGGCGAGCUUGUCAAGGAGAAAUUCGGCACCGAUUACUACGUUCUGGACAAGUUCCCUCGCAGCGCACGUCCGUUCUACACCAUGCCUGACGCCGAGGAUGACAAAUUCACCAACUCGUUCGAUAUGUUCAUUCGCGGUCAAGAAAUUGUAUCUGGUGGCCAGCGUAUCCACGACCCUCACAUGCUUGAGGAAAACAUGCGCCGCGUGGGUAUCAACCCUGAUGAUAUGGAAGAAUAUCUUGAAGGCUUCCGCUGGGGUGCCCCGCCUCAUGCCGGUGCAGGUGUCGGUCUUGAGCGUAUCGUGAUGCUUAUUCUCCAGCUGGGCAACAUUCGAUUGACCUCGCUCUUCCAUCGCGACCCCAAGAGUCUGCCUGCGAAGCCAGUCACGGAGAAGCUCCGCCACCCCGAGUCUUCUACCCUCGAGCCCGUAUGGCUACAUGAGCGCAAGGCCAGGCUCGCCGCAGACGUCAGUGAGCUGCAGCCACUGGAGCACCUUGUAGCCAACUAUGGCGAUGCUACAUCGACCUCCUGGUUCGAUGAACGUUUCAAGAUCUGGCGUGACAUGGCAACUGGUGCCGCUGUAGCCUACGUCCCCAGCUCCAACAACUACGCUAUCAUCCCCGGUGACCCCGCCUGUGACCCCAAGCAAUUCACCCGCACCAUCACACAAUUCCUUCAAUGGCUUCGCCGCGAAACCAAGCUCAAGCCCGUGUGGAUUCUUUGCUCGCCUGCCGUUGAAACCAUCCUGGGUGAGCGCCUCGGCUGGCGCAGCUUGUCUUGCAUCGCCGAAGAGCGCGUCGACCCUUCGCGCAACCAAGCCGCCUCCGACGGAGAAAUUGCACGCAAGCUCCGCCGUGCCGAAAACGAGGGCAUCAAGCUGGUCUCGAUGAACCAGGGCGAGAUGGUUCCAGCGGACAUCCGCGAGAAGAUCGACACCCGCAUCAGCGAUUGGCUUUCCAACCGUAAGGGUACCCAAGUCCACCUGUCUCAGAUUCGCCCAUGGUGCGACUCCGAGCACCGCUGGUACUUCUAUGCUCUCGACAAGGAAGGUACUGUCUGCGCAUUUGUGGCCUUGGCUCAACUCUCCCCUGCCCACGGCAUGCAAGUCAAGUACAGUCUUGACUUCCCUGGCGCCCCCAACGGCGUCAUCGAGUACAUUGUCACCCAUGCCAUCCAGACAGCCGCCAAGAGCGGCGUCAGCGGCCUCACUUUCGGCGCUGGUGCCACCUCCCAGCUCAUCCCCGGCCACAACAUGCACGGCACCAAGGUCAAGAUGCUGGAGCACACCUACGAGGCCCUCGCGAAGCAGUUCCACCUUGUUCGGAAGAGUGAGUUCCGCGCCAAGCUCGGUGCCACCGAGGACCCGCUGUACAUCUCGUACCCCUCGCACGGCCUUGGGUCGAAGGGUAUUCGUGCGAUCUUGAAUUUCUUCGAAGAUUAA
Penicillium olsonii is the source of this 2904-nucleotide messenger RNA. The record is from the annotation of a GenBank genome assembly. NCBI's taxonomy places the organism in Eukaryota, Fungi, Ascomycota, Eurotiomycetes, Eurotiales, Aspergillaceae.